AUGCCAACAUGAGCUAAUUUAGGUCUUCAAGAUAGAGCCUCCCCCCUAAUAGAACAACUUACAUUUUUCCAUGAUCACGCUCUUUUAAUUUUAAUCAUAAUUACUAUUUUAGUCGGUUACUUAAUAUUUAUACUAUUUUUUAACUCCUACACUAACCGAUUCCUUCUCCAUGGUCAAACUAUUGAAUUAAUUUGAACUAUUCUCCCCGCUAUUAUUUUACUAUUUAUCGCCAUACCCUCCCUUCGGUUACUUUAUUUACUAGACGAAAUUAAUGAACCUGUACUAACAUUAAAAUCUAUUGGUCAUCAAUGGUACUGAAGUUAUGAAUAUUCAGACUUUCUAGAUAUUGAAUUUGACUCUUACAUAAUUCCAACAAAUGACCUAUCAACAGAUGGAUUUCGCUUAUUAGAUGUUGACAAUCGUGUUGUUCUGCCCAUAAAUUCACAGAUUCGUAUUCUUGUAACAGCCGCUGAUGUAAUCCAUUCAUGAACAAUUCCAGCCCUUGGUGUAAAGGUAGACGGAACCCCAGGACGACUUAAUCAAACCAACUUCAUAAUUAAUCGGCCCGGACUUUUCUUUGGCCAAUGUUCAGAAAUCUGCGGAGCUAACCAUAGUUUUAUACCUAUUGUUAUCGAAAGAGUUCCAACCAAUUUUUUCAUUAAAUGAAUUUCGUCUUUAAAUUAA
Molecule: messenger RNA, 684 nt
Organism: Hermetia illucens (black soldier fly)
Lineage: Eukaryota; Metazoa; Arthropoda; Insecta; Diptera; Stratiomyidae
Source: the annotation of a RefSeq genome assembly